Molecule: messenger RNA, 597 nt
Organism: Triticum turgidum subsp. durum (durum wheat)
Lineage: Eukaryota; Viridiplantae; Streptophyta; Magnoliopsida; Poales; Poaceae
Source: the annotation of a GenBank genome assembly
AUGCUGCAGAUGGUGCAGCUGCCCAGGAUACCCGAGGUCAAUGGGAAGGGCGGGCAACAAGGCGAGGGCGACCUGUUGGGGUACCGGCCAAACCCGGAUAUGAUGGAUAUCAAAAUUGCUCCUGAAGGACAGGGCAAAGAUGGUAUCUACGUUCCUCCGAAAAUUGGGCCAGCUGCCAUGGAUGAUAGUCAUAGUAAAGACGCUGUAAGGAAAGAGAAAAGAUUAUUACGCAUGACAACAGAGAAUCCUUACUUCAAGGAGAUGAUUGAUGAUGCUGCUGAUAGACCUGAAAAGUGGAAGGAAACAGCGGGUGAUGAAAGCAAAGAAUUUAUGACCUACAUGCGGCAGAGAGAGAAGCAAGAGAAGGCAGAAGAGGAGCUGUUCACCCGAGCUCCAGUAACCAAGCGUGAAAAGUACAUGGAGAAGCAGAUGAAGAAGCAGCUUCACGGGUUACAAGGCCUGACUGACGGAUUCGACCUCGGGAUGAACAUACUGCUCGAUGGAGAAAAGGAAGACGACGGUGGUUCCAAUGAGCUGCGUAGACAGAGCGCGGGACGGAGAAAACACCAGAAAGGCGGCCAGAGGAAGCGACACUAG